This is a messenger RNA of Nematostella vectensis (starlet sea anemone), 3775 nucleotides long. RefSeq names its product ankyrin repeat and EF-hand domain-containing protein 1. Gene Ontology annotation, molecular function: protein binding. Lineage: Eukaryota; Metazoa; Cnidaria; Anthozoa; Actiniaria; Edwardsiidae. The coding region runs from base 274 to 2625 and encodes 783 amino acids. The record is from RefSeq and is a predicted model, not a curated record. The transcript is spliced from 17 exons.
CAUUUGAGCGAUCGUAUCUUGCCCCUUAUGCAUCAGCCAAUCAGGAAACACCUGAUAGCCUCCUUGGAUGUUUCCUAACAACAACGCGCUAAACUAAGCAAGACUGAAGACUUCUCAACUUUCAAGCAAUGAAAACCUCACAUUUCUAAACCAUGCAUCUAAUGUCUUCUGUCUACACGAACUUUAGCUACUCCUGUAACAGUCUGCGGAAUUGCAGCUAAUAUAAUUAAAAGGAAAGACGAGUUUUGCGGCUGUGUCUGAAACGUGCCAGAAAUGCCGAUAGCCACGGAACGCUUAGAACAUUUACAGCUUCUAAAGCUUCUGCAGUCUGUCCGAAAUGAGGAUCAAGACCAGAUUGAAAAGCUGACUUUAAAUGGGAUUCCACAACUUAUCAACUACUCAGAGCCAGAGAAUGGAGAGACAGGCCUUCACCUUGCAGCAUGUAAAAAUAACGAGAAAAUGAUAACGUUCCUGCUGAGUCUCGGGGCCAGUCCUAACAUGAUCGACCUAAAGAGCAGGACGCCUGCCAUGAGAGCCGCAGAAUUCGGACAUGUCCAGGCUCUGUUGUUGCUAGCACAAGCUGGAUCUGACAUGACUGUUUGUGAUAGUGAAGGCAAAGGAAUCUUAUUCUACUGUAUUCAACCUACCAAACGUCAUCUGGAAUGUUUACAAAUCGCCCUCAGACAUGGAGCUAAUGUCAAUAAUGUGAGCACGGAUGGCCAGCCCUUGCUGCUUUUGGCUGCCGAGGCCGGUCUGGAUGACAUGGUCAAGGGUGUCCUGGACGCUGGUGCUAACCCAGAUAGUCGACAUGAGAAAUCUGGUCAGUCAGCUCUGCACUUUGCAGCGUCAUCCGGCAGCGUUGGAUGUGUUCGCCAUAUUCUAGAAGCUGGUGCAGACUACAAUGUUGUUGACAACGAAAAUGUGCAUCCCGCUCAUAGGGCAGCUUACAAUGGACACUUUAAUGUGAUAAGGGUGCUAGCUGCCUAUGGAAGUGACCUCGGGAAAGUUGCCCUGGAUGGGAACACACCCAUGCAUCAUGCUGCGUCACAGGGGUUUGGACCUAUUUGUAAAUUUUUAGCCCAAAGAGGCUGCCCUGCUAGUUUGAAAAACAAGGAUGGUAAGACGCCAAGACUAUUAGCUAAAGACAAUGAGCACAAGGACGCUAUUAAGGAAUGUCGUAAGGCAGAGAAGACUUCUGCAAGGCUAACCAAAGGAGCUGUGAAAGGGAAUGAGCCAUACUCUGUUAGGUUAUAUGAUUGGCUACAGGAACACGAGGAUAAAGUCCUUGGCAUGUUCCACCAGUUUGAUCCAGAGGAUGAGGAGGGAAACCGCAAAGGAUAUAUCAAUAAGGACAACUUCAUCAUGUGCCUUCAAACCAUAAGCUGUCCUGUGGAGACUGAUGAUCUCAACAAGAUAGCUUCAGUUCACGACCCCAGCAAAGAGGACAAAGCGGACUAUACCUUGUUUCUUACUUGCAAAAAAAUAAUUAAUAAGCAAUUCAUGGUAACUGGAGGAAAGAAAAAGAAAAAGAAAGGUGGAAAAAAGGGAAAGAAAAAGAAGGGGAAAACGAAAGUGCCACUUCCAAUCUGCACUGCACCUGACGGGCCUAGAACACGCCAUGGGGGACCCCCAGGAGACUUUGUUGAAAGAUAUGUGCAUUUUACAGACAAUUCUCGAUUUGAUCGUGAUCACCCUCCUUCCCACCCUAUUCAGGACGACUCGGCUUGGUACCUUAACUUCCCAGACACCUCAUAUACUAACAUAAGUGACGCCGCCAAGCUAGGAGAUCUGGAGACACUGAAAGCUGCGUUUUUCAGAGGCACCCCUAUUGACCAGCGUGACAAGUACUACAAGACUCCUUUGAUGGCGGCGUGCGCACACGGCAACCUAGAUAUGGCCAGGUUCCUCAUAGACCUGGGAGCUGAUAUCAACUGUCGAGAUAACUUUAAGUGGACUCCUCUACACCACGCGUGUCAUUCAGGCCAGUUGGACCUAGUGACUAUGCUAUUAGACCGAGGGGCAGAGCUAGAUGCGCAGACCAUAAACGGGGGUACACCCAUUAUGAGGGCGGUGGAGAGCUCCCGCGAAGGCGUGGUUGAGUACCUCAUUGCGAAAGGGGCUAAGAUUCAGUUGACCAAUAAGAAGGGCCACACGGCGCUGGAUAUCGCCAAGGCAUACGCCGACCCGCGCGUCGUGGCGAUGGUGCAGAAAAGAUGGGACGAGAUACCGCCCCCUGUCGACAAGAAGAAACGUGGUGGAGCUGGUCGUAAGCGUGCGGCCAAAUCAGCCCCUGGUCAGACCAAGACACACAUGCCCAGUGUCAAGACCGCACCGGACCCACGAGAAGAGUUACCUCCCGCUUCUCAGUCAGGAACGACCGUGAUGCGUAAGUCCUCCGUCCUUCGCGCAGCCUCAGCUCUCGGCAUUAUAAACGAAAAGCCGCAGUCCAUAGUGUAUACGCCAAAACGCGCAUGGCUUCCGCAACCCACCACGGAGGAUCUUCUCAAGUCACGUGAGAUUCAGCGCAUACGCUUUGGCACUGAUGUCGAUUUCGUGGACUACAAGCCGCCUUUCCAGAAACACAUCACAAUCAAGGCAGAAGCGCUAGAGAAGGAAGACGAUUAACCCAAGGAGUACAUCCAAUUACGAUGUUCUGGUUUAGUUGCCUCGUAUCGCUUUCGGGCUAGAAAAUCCCGGGGCCGUUUUACGAGGCCCUUAAGCCCUAUCACGCAAAGAUUUUUUCCCUCUUUCUGUAUCGUUUCAACAUUGUUUUAAUGCACUAACAUCUUUCGCUUGAAAAUUUUGUAUUUUUAUCAGCCAUACACAAAUUUCACAUCUUAGAAGAGUAGAGUAUUAUAUUUUUAUUGUAAAUUUAGUUAGAUCGUAGAUUAUGUAUAUAUUUGUAAUCAGAUUUUGAUUUUAGAAAUAAUUAUAGUUCUGGCUUCUAACUCUGAAUGAGGGACUUCAAAUAAAGGACUCUAAUUGAGAGGAACACUAAAAGAAGGACUUCAAAUGAAGAACUCUAAAUGGGGGACUCCAAAUGAAGGACUUCAAAUAAAGGAAUCCAAAUGAAGGACUUCAAAUAAAGGACUCCAAAUGAAGGACUUCAAAUAAAGGACUCCAAAUGAAGGACUUCAAAUAAAGGACUCCAAAAGAAGGACUCCAAAUGGGGUACUCCAAAUAAAGAACUCCAAAUGAAAGACUUCAAAUAAAGGACUCCAAAUGGGGGACUCCAAAUGAAGGACUCCAAAUAAAGGACUCCAAAUGGGGGACUCCAAAUGAAGGACUUCAAAUAAAGGACUCCAAAUGAAGGACUCCAAAUAAAGGACUUCAAAUGGGGGACUCCAAAUGAAGGACUUCAAAUAAAGGACUCCAAAUGGGGGACUCCAAAUGAAGGACUUCAAAUAAAGGACUCCAAAUGGGGGACUCCAAAAGAAGGACUCCAAAUAAAGGACUCCAAAUGGGGGACUCCAAAAGAAGGACUCCAAAUAAAGGACUUCAAAUGGGGGACUCCAAAAGAAGGACUCCAAAUAAAGGACUCCAAAUGGGGGACUCCAAAAGAAGGACUCCAAAUAAAGGACUCCAAAUGGGGGACUCCAAAUGAAGGGCCCUAAUUGAGGGACUCUAAGUGAGGAGGUUUAAAUGAAGAGUUUUUCUUUUUGGUUCAUUGACCGUCAGGGGUAAGGUGAGGGGAAGAAUGGGGAUCUCUUGGUCUUAUCGACCCUUUUAUUUUUAAACUAUUAUUUAAAGAAGCAAUAAAUAUUAUCACACCGUU